UGCCUUCCUUGCCCGUCCAGUCUUCCAUCAAGCCAAUUUCCCUCGAUCCAUCUCGCUGCGGCCCCUUCCAUCGCUGCCGUCGUCGUCGCGUCGUAUUUCGCUCCUCGUUCGGUUUCGCUCCUACGUGCCCCGUUCUCCUUUCUCCCCCUCCUCGUCCAGACGAAGCAAAGCGAAUAAGAAAGCGAGAUAUCUCGAAGCAUCCCCUAUCCAUCCGUCAUCAAGCCUUGCCUCCUUUUCCUCUUCACGACUCUCGUUCGUGUCGGGAUAACGAUCGAAUACCCCCUCCCCACAACCACAAGUCUCUCCCGGUGUCCGUGUUCGUGUCCGUCCUAGAGUGCUGGAGAUAGACUCUCGUCCCGGGCGCUAGGGUCCCCACCUCGUCUGGCAUUCCUGCCAGAUUAUCGAUCCCGGAGGCCAUUUGGCCCGUUUCUGUUCCCUUUUUUUCUGCUUGACGAAGCUUUUUUUUAGAGGUUCCUGGAUACCAUUCCUGAAUAGAUACUGCGCGUUCCAUCUCGCUACUCUACCGAGCGCUCCCGAAGCUGCCCUCCCCGCCGUUCGUCGUCUGUCUUUCCCGCGGCUACCCCAUCACACCGUGCUUGGUCGACCUUGUUCUCUACUUUUUCUUUCUUUUCCUUCUCGUCUCUCAUCACAGCCAGCGUAAAAGAUGGCUGACCAGAGUGAAGUGGAUUUGGAUUCAAUCAUUGACAGACUCCUUGAGGUGAGGGGCAGCCGGCCUGGCAAGCAGGUUCAGCUUCUGGAGUCCGAGAUCCGCUAUCUUUGCACCAAGGCCAGAGAGAUCUUCAUUUCUCAGCCGAUACUGCUGGAGCUGGAAGCGCCAAUCAAGAUAUGUGGCGACAUUCAUGGUCAAUACUACGAUCUCCUUCGUCUUUUUGAAUACGGUGGCUUCCCGCCCGAAGCGAACUAUCUGUUCCUCGGGGACUACGUCGACCGUGGCAAGCAAUCGCUCGAGACUAUCUGCCUUCUACUCGCGUACAAGAUCAAGUAUCCCGAAAACUUCUUCGUCCUUCGCGGUAACCACGAGUGCGCGUCGAUCAACCGUAUCUAUGGCUUCUAUGAUGAGUGCAAGCGGAGGUAUAACAUCAAACUUUGGAAGACAUUCACCGACUGCUUCAACUGCCUGCCUAUUGCGGCCAUCAUCGAUGAGAAGAUUUUCACCAUGCACGGUGGCCUGAGCCCUGACCUCAAUUCCAUGGAACAGAUUCGCCGUGUUAUGCGCCCUACUGAUAUUCCCGACUGCGGUCUUCUCUGCGAUCUUCUGUGGUCCGAUCCCGACAAAGACAUCACUGGUUGGAGUGAAAAUGAUCGUGGUGUGUCGUUCACAUUCGGUCCCGACGUUGUAUCGCGUUUCCUCCAGAAGCACGACAUGGAUUUGAUAUGUCGCGCUCACCAAGUCGUCGAGGACGGCUACGAGUUCUUCUCCAAGCGACAGCUCGUAACGCUCUUCAGCGCACCCAACUACUGCGGCGAGUUUGACAACGCUGGCGCGAUGAUGAAUGUGGACGAGAGCCUUCUUUGUUCGUUCCAGAUUUUGAAACCAGCAGAAAAGAAACAAAAGUACGUUUACGGGGGCAUGAGCUCAGGCAGGCCCAUCACUCCUCCGCGAAAGCAGAAGAAGUAAAAGGAAUCAUACGAGCUUUUCCAUGUACAGCAGGUUCGGGCGGAGAUAAUCCUUUCUUUCUCUUAGAAAGUAUCAAGGUCACGACGACAUCCGAGGCAACCCAUCGAAUGCUAAGACAACAUCCGAGCAUCCCACGAUCCUCCCGAUACGCCAUGGCAAAACUUCGACACGACCGCGAUAUACAAUAUUAUCACCUCCCGCAUUCCGAAGAGAGAUCCGCAUUACCCGCCCCGCCGGCUUGAUCUGAACUCCGUGUUAUCACUAUCUGGAAGGAAGGUACUUUUCUGCACCCUUAAAGACUUGGUUUUCU
Messenger RNA from Monascus purpureus, 1949 nucleotides. NCBI's taxonomy places the organism in Eukaryota, Fungi, Ascomycota, Eurotiomycetes, Eurotiales, Aspergillaceae. The record is from the annotation of a GenBank genome assembly.